CAAGAAAUAGAAGCAAGCGGGGACGAGGCCCCUCGGUAUUUUUCGGGCCCGUGCAUAGGCGGCCCCUUUGUGUCUGGCUCCCUACCUAACUGCCCCUAAAAAUUCCAGUAUCGCGUUCUAGCCAGAUACCAAUCUUACCCAUACAGAAAGAUAGAGGAAGAGAGGUGGGAGAGGACGGGAGAGGGCGUGUGGAUUGAAUUGGAUCAGGAUCGGCUCGGAUCGAAGCCAAAAAUGGGAAGAUCGGAAUGGGAUCUGAACCCGCCAAUAAUCGGACUAUCCUUUCUUCGAAAGGGAUCAAAAUGGGCGUAUACGACGUAUUUGAGCUUUGGUCGUAGUCUAAGGUUGCAUAUGUAUGUUUAUGAGUGUACGGCUGGCAAUGGGAUUGAGGCCAAGAACAGCUUCUAUGACAUCAAUUAUUUCUUCUAUCCGUCUAUGCGUUAAUAUAUUUAUAUGGCGCACAUCACUCUACGAAUUCACAAUAUUUAUACGAAUAGAGAAGCGACAUUUUUCAAUUGCUGUUUCCAGCGGAUAUUUUCUAUCUCCUAAUGAAGUUCAACGUAACGCCAUAUGUCUGUCUUCGCGGAACUUAUUUUUGAUAAAUUCUCAUGGGUCUGAGAUAGGAGUCCUAUGAAGCGUAGAGAUAUUUCUUUUUUUUUUUCCUUAUGGCGACGAUCGUCAUCAUAGAGUUACGAGGGCGUGUCUUCAAAGAGCCCUACGCUCUUGUUAUAUUAGCGGCAUUAGGGUUCACUUUCAAAGAAAUAUCGCUAGACGGCGAAUUAAAUGACGGAGUUGCAGCGCGCUGUGACGUCGAGCAAAGAAGUAAACAACUGCUGCAAAUGGCAGCCUUCGAAUUACGGAAGAAUGACUCGCCCGUUAUGCAAGGCUCAGCAAUGGCAGACUGUACGAGGAUUCCGAAGAAUUCCACUGGAAUCCUUGGGAAGCUUGGAACUUCCUGCAGAACUCUUUGAGCCUCUUAGGGAAUCUAUUGCGUAUACGGAUUAGCUGGAACUACGAGGAACAAUUGGAGUGCAGUGUAAACGCACCCUGCAUAUCUUGAGGGUAAUGAAGUCUUAUCCAGGACCCACGUGUCUGCUUCGUAAGCACGUGUGUCGAGUCCGUGGAGGCUUCAUUUUCUUUGACGGGGUGCCUUUAUCACUUUAGGGAAAAAAAACGGAAGGAGGGAGAAGAUAACAAAACGACGCCUAGGUGACGUCGGGAGUUCGAGAAGUUAUCGGUAGGCUGAUGCAGCUGCAGCUGCUCAUUGGAAUCCUCAAGUGCACCUGCAUCGUCCUAAUGCACCAACCAUAUACAGACUCUUUGGAUUUAUUUCGAGGAUUUCGGAGAUAUCAUUUUACUCUUCAAGAGAUGCAACUAUUUUGUAUGUUAACUUUAUCAACUCUCUCUCUCUCUCUCUCUCUCUCUCUCUCUCUCUCUCUCUUUAGUAAAUCGUUCCAAUCAUUUUUAAUGCACUAAUAACAAGUUCGAGAUGGACAGAUUUCUCGGAAAAGCGGCUCAAUCGAGAGAACAAGAAAAUGGAAGAUAAGGGUAAUGCGCGCCAAAGAGAUUUAGAUAGAGAGAAAGAGGAGUGGUUCCAGAGGGUGCAGCUGCGAAAAAUCUCUGGGUGCACCUGCUCCCAUCGUGGGAAGAAAAGGUCUUGCGCCGCGAAUCCGAGUCCUCGCUCAAACGAAUCGACACUCUCUCGACAGAUGAAAAGAGAGAGAGAGAGAGAGAGAGAGAGAGAGAGAGAGAGAGAGAGAAACAUUCUUUAUUAUACUAGAGCGAGCCCUGUAAGUAUAAAUUGGGCAAAUGCGGUGUACAGUAA
This is a messenger RNA of Cephus cinctus (wheat stem sawfly), 1822 nucleotides long. RefSeq lists its product as uncharacterized. Lineage: Eukaryota; Metazoa; Arthropoda; Insecta; Hymenoptera; Cephidae. The record is from RefSeq and is a predicted model, not a curated record. The transcript has 2 exons. Bases 663 to 968 code for a protein of 101 amino acids.